This is a messenger RNA of Penicillium cinerascens, 513 nucleotides long. RefSeq lists its product as uncharacterized. The record is from RefSeq and is a predicted model, not a curated record. Lineage: Eukaryota; Fungi; Ascomycota; Eurotiomycetes; Eurotiales; Aspergillaceae. The transcript is spliced from 3 exons. The coding region runs from base 1 to 513 and encodes 170 amino acids.
AUGUUCAAGAUCCUCCCCCUCGCUCUCCUGGCGACUCUCGCCGUCGCUGACCCCAUCGUCUACCUCAUCCGCCACGGCGAGAAGCCUGCUUCUGGAAACGGCUUGAAUGCGCAGGGCCUGGAGCGCGCGCAGUGUCUGCGCAAUGUCUUCGGCGCUAGCUCGUCUUAUAACAUCGGACAUAUCAUGGCUGAGAAGCCUAAGAGUGAUGGCAAGCGCCAGCGUCCUUACGACACCGUCGAGCCCCUGGCUAAGGACCUUGGUCUGACAGUUGACACUUCCUGCGGCCGGGAUCAUUCUGGUUGUGUUAAGGAUGUUGUUGAUGGGUAUACUGGCAGUGGCAAUAUUCUUAUUUGCUGGGAGCAUCAUGCUCUUACUGAUAUUGUGAAGAAGCUGGGUGAUGAUAAUGCCCCUGAAUAUCCUGAUGAUAGCUUCAACAUUAUCUGGACCGAUCCCUCUCCUUAUAACACCAUCACUUCGGAGACUAGUGAGAACUGCCCUGGGCUGGAUUCCUAG